CAAUUUACAACAGUCUUUAAACGAUUUUAGAUAAAAGAGCACACGUCCAAAAAAGACAAAAUCUAUUUUUUUUUAAUAUUAAAAUAUUUUUUUAAUUAGUUUUCGAAUUUAAUUUUUAAAAAAUAAGAACAAUAAUAUGGCUUACGAGAAAAUUAUUUUUGUUCUUUUAUUCGCGACAGCGAUAGUGUUAAUUACAAAUGUUUCACCAAUAACAGGCAGAAGUAAUUAUAAUCGUGGAAAAAAUAUUUCACAUAAUUUCAUUAUUGGAACAAGACGACCUGGUGAUCGACUUGUAAUACAAAAAAAUUUAACUGUACCAGCAAAAACGUUUCAAGUUGUCACACAACGUGCUACAUUUAUUGUUCAAAAUCAUAAAAAUAUAACACAACUUGCUGCCUACGAUCAAAAAACAGAUGGAACUGGAGCCUAUGUUACAUUAGAAAAAGGAGGUGUGGGAAAAACAAACGUUACACUUAGAUUCAAAAGUCAACGUGGUCAUGGAAUUCAUUUUCUCGUUCAAGUGUAUGCAAAUUAAUUUUCAAUAAAAAGAGAACUAAUUAAAAAUAAAGAUGUACAUAUAAAAUAUUAUUAUUUUUGAAAAUUGUGAUUUUAGAAUUUUAGAGAAUUCCAAAAAAAAAGAAAAUAAUAAUAAAAUAAAAUUAAACCCGAA
Molecule: messenger RNA, 670 nt
Organism: Leptopilina boulardi
Lineage: Eukaryota; Metazoa; Arthropoda; Insecta; Hymenoptera; Figitidae
Product: probable salivary secreted peptide
Exons: 1
Coding region: 137-535 (132 amino acids)
Source: RefSeq, a predicted model, not a curated record